Phaedon cochleariae (mustard beetle) is the source of this 1235-nucleotide messenger RNA. Lineage: Eukaryota; Metazoa; Arthropoda; Insecta; Coleoptera; Chrysomelidae. The record is from the annotation of a GenBank genome assembly.
AUGUUGUGUGGAGAUGGCAGAGAAUUCAAGAAACAAAUACCAAAUAUAGGUACAGUGGGAGAAGAUUUUUACUCUUUCCUGGAAAAUGGAAGCGCCGGAUUCUUCAGACAGUGUAGCUGGAUGGGGAAAAAAUACAAUUGCGAUAAGAUCUUCAGACCGAUUAUAACGGAUGAGGGCUUAUGCAUGACUUUCAAUAUGCUCAACGAUGAACAAAUUUAUCGAAACAACGUAUUUCCGCCGCCGAUAAACAGGAAAUUGCCAAACGACUACGCUUUCGAGGAAUGGUCAGCAGAUCACGGUUAUGGAGAAGAAGCUGGUGUCGAAUCCUACCCAAGAAGAGCUCUUUUAUCUGGUUCAUCCAACGCUCUCAUCGUCAAUAUGGAAGUAGCCCUCGAUGAUCUCGAUUAUGCAUGUUCGAAUUUUCAAGGAUUCCAGGUUGUUCUCCAUAAGGCUAUUCGAUUUCCGACAGUUACUGAACACUACUUCCGCGUACCCCUCAGCAAAUCAGUCAUCGUCGCCAUAAGUCCAGCACAGAUAGUGACCUCUGAUGACGUCAAAUAUUACAGUCCGAGAAAACGAAAAUGUUUCUUGCAAGGAGAGAAGACACUGAUGUACUUCAAGAAUUACACGCAGUACAACUGCAAACUAGAAUGUCUCACUAAUUAUACCUUGGAUGUCUGUGGAUGUGUAUCGUUCUAUAUGCCAAGGGAAAAAUAUACCCCGAUCUGUGGAAAUGGAAAUUUAACCUGUAUCAGCUUCGUCAAAAGAUACAUGGACAUUGCCGGUCUUCGACGCUCCCUUGACAAAGAGACGAAUAUCCGCAAUUUCAGCAAGAUCCUCAGCUGCGAUUGCUUGCCUAUGUGUACGAUGGUGGAGUACAAUACUGAAAUAACAGAAAUCGAUUACGACUGGUACAAGAAAUACGAAUCUAUUGGGAACAAAACGGAACGAGAUGAAAAAUACUCCAGUUCCCAAUUGGUCAUCUAUUUCAAGUCAGGCCACUAUAUCCCAUGCGUCAGACAUGAAUUAUAUGGACAUCUGGAUUUUCUGGCAAAUGUUGGAGGUCUUCUGGGAUUAUUCGUGGGAUUUUCAUUGAUCUCUCUGCUGGAAAUACUUUACUUUGUUUCAGUUAGAAUUAUUUGUAAUAUGAAACUUUAUCAACAUUGGUAUGGGGAAUAAACGAAAUUAUCUCAAUGUACAAGUAGAUACUACGAAUUAUAACAUUGUGCAUGGAG